AUGACACGCGAGGAAGAAGAUAGACUUGCCAAGCGACGAGCCAAGCGGAGCAGCAAUGACGAUUCAAGAAACCCGAGUUCAAGAAGCCCGAGAAGAAGCACUAAGAUUGCUGGUAGUGAUCGCCGAGAGACGACGAGACAUCAUGAUUCUCAAUCCAAGGCAAGAGCUCGAGGCGGUGAAGGUGGGGCAAGAAGCGUUCCUGGAGCCGUGGCGCAAAAGUCUAUCAGGGAAGAUCGUCACAAGCGUUCCGAUGACGACGCCAAGCAAAGAGUACGAAGCCGGGGACAACGAAGCGAUCAAGAAAAAAAGCCUGGGGCGGUCAGUACUACCGGUAGUUCAUCCAUCGAUUCGGAAUCUCGGGAAUCAAGGAAAAUGGCGCGGCAUAGUUCUCCAAAAGGAAGAGCAGGAGGAAGAGCAGGAGGAAGCUCACGGGGUCAUAUAUCACCUGCCAGCAAAGACGCUGACAGUGACAGCAAACGAAGAGCCAAGGCAGGAACUGGUGGAAGAUCUCCAGGCGCCUCCAGAUCCACGGAAAGUAUACGGAGAUUGCGAGAAAAGUUGAUGGAAGAUGAAGAACCACCGAACUUUACAAGCGCUAUAAAAGAAGAAAUCGGCGAUGACGAGAUUCAGCUUCAAGCCGUUGCUGUGGAAGAUGCAGAGAAUCAACAGAUCAAGGAACAACAGGCUCAAAUCGUAGCACUCAAGCGACAAAUGCAAAACAUGAUGCAACCAAAUCGUACUCCGGAAUCUAUCCACGAUGAUCAGAACGAUGUCAAUGAUGUCAAUGAUGCCAAUGAUAUCAAUGCUACCAAUGAUACCAAUGAUGUCAAUGUAGCCACUGAAGAGCCCACCAAGAACCGUUGGAAAAGCAUUGCUUGUGUCCUCGUCCUCCUGCUUGUCAUUGCUGGUGGAGUUGCUGGAUAUGUCGUUGGUACUGCCAAGUCUCCCGCAGAAAUGUCUCAAUCUAGCUCAGAGCCGACAGGUACAGAAUUCGAAAGUAUAUCGCCUUCCAUCAGUCCCACGGACCUUCCUAUUUACACGCCGCCGAGUAAAGAAGAUUGCGAUGCCAUUGCAUCUGGUUCGGCACUUUCAGACCAAGACAUCUUGGCCUCGAUUGCCUUUGUCAUUGAGCUUGACGUGACCUUGACCUUUCGAAUGGGCGAGGAAAGUUGGCUGGUCUCUCUCAAGGAACAACUUCAAUCGAUUUUCCUUCCCGCGGUGGCUGGUUGUUCGCCUGGUCAAUUGCAAUUGCUGCCAGACUUUUCAAUUGCAAAUGGAAAGAUUGGAGAUGCCAUUGUAACGGAAGACGAUUGUGAGGACACGGCGUCUGAGCUCUGUAUCAACGUGAUCGUCUUCAUGGACCUUUCCCUUCGCAAUGAUAAUGCGACGCUUUCCAUUGUUGAAGCAUUCUUUAAUGCUACCACUGUUGGUGCUUCGCCGAUAAACGUUUUGGGAAUGGAUUCUCUCUUGUCAAAUAUUGUGAUCAUUCGAGCUGCCCCUGUCGUGCCAACAGAUGCACCAAGCUUCAGUCCCAGCUCUGCGCCAACAGCUGCUUCUGCCCAACCAACUGACGGACCAAGCUUCAGUCCGAGUUCUGAUCCGACGACCGCGAAGCCAACGGUUGCACAAUCAGCAAUACCGUCCUCUGCUCCAGUUGUUAGUCCAACUUCCCUUGAACCGACAGAUUUUCCAACCAAGGAACCAACACAAUCACCUUCAACGAGUCCGACCGAACAGCCCAGUCUCGAACCUACUGUGUCAACACCAGCUCCCACUCUGUUUCCUUCUUCAAAUCCGUCGCUGGUUCCAACUAUUCAAGCAUCGGUUGCUCCCUCAACGUCUCCAACAGUGCAAGAUAGCCAGACUCCCACCAUUACGAUUGAAUCGUCAGUCAUCACGCCGUCGGCUGUAGCCCAACAGUCAUCCCAAUACAGAUGCCAAUCUGUCUUUUGUGCCAUCACUCCUCUAGGGGAGUUGCUCGCUAACAUGCCGGCUGGUAAAGCUUCGAGUGCCAUUGAUGGUACUACCGAUGGAUCCUACGUCACAGGGGCAACAAGCUCGCACACCUGGACACAAUGGAAUCCAUACUGGCAAGUACAAGGGAUUGCGGGUCCAGUCAGCAAAGUGCGCGUUUGGAACCGAAACACCAGCUGCUGUUUUGAUAAUUUGAUUGGUGCGAAUGUGGAUCUCUUGGACAGCAGUGGUGUGGUGCUAGCCACUCGCGACAUUCAAGGCGUUGCGGACUUUUACGAGUUGGAGUUUGGCAGCGUCAGCGGAGUAGCAACGGUCCGAGUCUCAAAAACUGCCAAAGCGAACAUCGUUCUCCCAGAAGUCGAAGUCCUUGGAAGUACUGGCCAAUCGUUACUCACUGCAUCCUCGGUCGCCUCGCAAUCAUCGGAUCUUUUCUGUCUGGCAUGUAGGAGAUACGCACCUGAUAGUCUUGGUCCUUUGGCAAGCCUGGCAAUUGACGGGAACACAAAUGGAACUAUGGAUGACCAAAGUGUGAUUCAUACCAUGCCUCAAGUUGAUCCAUGGUGGCAGGUUGAUCUCAUGUUAACUGCUACUGUGAGCAGUAUCGUCAUUUGGAACCGAACGGAUUGCUGCGGCUCACGGUUGAAUGGUGCCAAAAUUUAUCUGAAAGACGGUUCCGGCAAUAUUCUUCAUACCGAAACAGUUACCAGUGCUCGCGAGAAGAAUCUUUUUGCUUUUCCUCCUGUGGAAGGUGUUACUGCAAUUCGAGUUGCCUUGGAGAAUACAGCACCUACUCAAAUUAUUUUGAACUUUGCGGAAGUCGAGGCUUUUGGCUUUAUCCAAUGA
This is a messenger RNA of Cylindrotheca closterium, 2817 nucleotides long. The record is from the annotation of a GenBank genome assembly. Lineage: Eukaryota; Bacillariophyta; Bacillariophyceae; Bacillariales; Bacillariaceae.